CACAACGAGAGCGACCACUAAGAGACAUGAGGGGGACCAUAACCAAGACCAGUCGAUGAAGAUAGGAAGCUUGAUUGGAGAGUAUUCGUUGUCCUGUUCGACGUGUUCGUUGUCUUAUUCUUUUCACGAGGUGUUAAAAUCGCGGAAAUUAAUCAAGCAAAAAAGUCCAGACGUCGACGACCUGGCUUGAAGAGAAUACUUAUCAAAAAUAAAUGUUACUUGCCCGAAGUAAACCUGAAAUAAUACCGCUUCACAGGACUCAAUUUAUGUAGUAAAUUAUACACAUGAUCCACAUAUUACUUAUGAAUAAGUGACUGGAUACCCUUCUCUUUCUCAUCCCCCAAUUUAAACUGACUCCCAUGCUAUGGACUAUGUAAAUCUUCAAAAGUUGUAUAUCGAUAUCGAUUGUAGUUUCCCCAUCGACACGAAAAUCGUUUCGAGAUCGGCAAAAUCUUGUUGUCGUUGCCCGUAACACUAUGAGUUCGUUGUCUUCUCCCUAUUGAAUGCCAAGUCUUGAGCUUGGAUUGUAUUAUCGGGAAAACGUUGCCUCGACAUGAUGUAGACGAUCAUGGUCAGUUGUAAGUGUGAAGAGCUAAACUACCGAGUUAGACAUUGACCACACUGGAAAGAAGUACUUAUUAUAAGUACUAGAUCGUCAUCAACAUCCUGAUUCUUCAAACUGAUAAUCCACUAUCUAGCGUCUGGUGCUUCUCAAUGAGAGAGACCGAAGAAUGGCGGACGACGUCAUCGGGAGGUACUUUGCACACCCGCCUACGCCGUCCGUGAGCUCGGAUGAGCCGUUCGUGGAUGCCUCGGUGGAUCCGUGCAGUCAUGGGGAACGCGCGUUGGAGGACAACGAGAGUGCGGGGCGACACGAUGAGGGCUCUUCACCUAGAACACGAAAGAUCCAAUCUUCAUCCACUACACCAGUCGCGGGUACAAGAACUGCAUCAUCAAUCAUGCAGGAGCUAAGCGGCAAAUAUUUGCGUGUCUAUCGCCGUAGGAAGCGACGGAAGCGCCAGGAUCUUCCGCCUGAUCCAGUCGAGGAGUUUUCGUCUUUGGGUGAUACUGGCGGAAUAUAUCCAGCAGACGAGGUGCUGGAGCUCGACUGCUCAUGCGAAGAAGUACUAGAUGACGCGCCUGCUGCUGCUCCGCCACCUAUAAUGUUGCAUGAUCAGGUAGCUGCGGACUCCUGCGGCAAUAUGCCAUCUUCUUGGCAGCGGGUCGCCCCACGAUGCGCCGCGAGAAGAAGACGAAAGUCUCUGGAGCAAUUAGGGGCCGCUCGAUUUGCUCUUUGGCCGUCUUCAUCGAUGACUAAGAACAGGAGCGACGAUUUUUCUGCAGACUACAGUCCGUCUUCAACAUCAUCAGCUGAUUCGCUGACUAGAACAGUUUGGAGAACAAGUUGUACACCAGAAAGUAGUGCGAAUCGCUCGUCCAGCACGCUCAAAAGGAGUCGCAAUAGAACAACGCCGAGAUGUCCUCCGGACCUACGAGCUGAAGGAACUGGGUGGACUCGGCUCUGGCACUGCGGAUUAGCUAGAAAAGCACCCUCAGAUGUGACUCUGGUCUUGAAAACAGGGUGGGAUGGAUUGCUGUCGUUGCAGAAGAACCUGGUGCGGUGUAGAAGACGUAAAGGCGACCUUCCGUUCUUUGCAAAAUCACAGCGACACCGCAGAAGCGAAAACCAGUUUCUAGAUCGCACAAACCGGUUCUCUGACGAGAAAAUGCCACCCUCGUCGUCGGAUCAUCGAGGUCCCGGUCAACACCUAGGCCGCUUUCUUGGCGUAUGGCUGCUCCUUUGCGUUUCAUUCGCAACUACAUCCCCGCCUGAAGAUGCGCAUCCACACCUCGUGCGGACGACAUACAAGCUUACGGAGCCAAUCAACGCGGAGGUAGAUGGUAGAAAAACAGCGUUUACCCAGGUCGCAGAGCAACCACUCGCCUCAGCACCUACUGCACAACAUGAAUCCUCUAUGAAGUCUACUCCCCAACAUGCAGGAGUGCAGGCAAGAGAGCGGCGGUUGCACGAGAAGGCGGCAACAGCGCCGAGAAGGAUCUUGGACGAGGCGUCCGACAACAUCGUGGCGCAGCGCAUUCGGCGCGAGACAGCAGAAUAUGAUCGACCCAAGAACGCGCAAGCCUCCACGACAGGGGGUUCGCAUGAUUCAAAUGGGCUUCUACAGCGCCACUUUGCGCAUAACGCCGACCUUUUUGAACAGCGGAAAGACGGUUCCAUAGUGCAGCGCCAUGACGGGAAAGAAGUCGCGCCACCGACGGAGCCGAAAGCUCGCGAGCGGCGCGACCUAGAGAUGGGGAAUCGUCGCGCUCUGCUUGCAAGUAUCGACGAAAAAACCGGUAAAAUCAAGGACCGCGAUGCCCAUAGGAAAGCUGCGAACGAAAUUCACCGAUUCAACGUGGCAGAGCGCCGCAGACUGUCUGCUGCUGGCGCAGUCGACCCGAGCGGCGAAGUAUCAGAUGAAGCUCUAGCUGAAGAAGGUAAUCAGAACGCUCACGGAGGUGCGAAUACGCGUCAGCUUGCCACAGCUUCCACAGAGGGAAGCAUCAUCUACCCAGAGUUCGUCAAGCAAGAAGUGUGUCGAGGAAUGGACGAACGCCGACCAGGUUACUACUGCGGAGAGCGAUGGGGAAUCACGAACAUCGUCAAAGUCGAAGAUCAAUGGUACAACAAAAAGUUCUUUUUUUAACGUCAAAAAUCUAGGUCUUUCUACUUUUCAUUCAAGAUACUCGUUCUCGUAGUUGCUCGUACCUCUUUUUUUUUUACUUAGAAUGAUGAUAGGAAACUUUAAGCUUGUGAGUUUCUUUAUCAAUCAGGAAAAUCAACGAGUUGGAGUUCUUUUGGGAUGCGCAUUGUACGAAUCCUGUAGUCGGUGUAUCCAAGCAGCAGUCCUUCUCCGACGAGACAUUUUCGAACGAGGACACGAGUGCACUCGCAUUUGACGGAAACAACAAGACCAUGUACACGGCGAACUGUCGAGCAUCUUUGAGCGGAUGCCCCGCGUUCAUUCCCGGAGUCCAGGGCCAGCGCAUCGACAACGAGGGACGCCUAAACACGGUGAUCUACAAGCAGCUAGUGCGGGACGACGAAGUGCCGGAUCUGUUCGGCAAUGUGAAGCUGUAUGAUCCCGCAAAGACCACGGUGACACAAGACGGAGCGAUCAAAUGUGUACGCAUUUUCCAGUCUCCCAUCACGACGGAGCAAGCGUACCGCAUCGGUGUCGUCUUUUGGGAUACGCUGCAAUGGGUGAAGUACGACGAAUUCGACUCCUUAGCGGGUGGCGGCUGGCAGUCGCGCCCCGCAGGCUCGAUCACGAUAUGGAAGCUCACGAACGGUAACCCAACCGCGUCGCCAUGGACCGUGAACGAGCUGUAUUUCUACGGUGAUCGACGCUGCGACUACGUUUUGAGCGGGAUCCCAGUCGGGACCGAGAACGUGCGUGAAUUGCCACAGUGUCACGAAGCGGGCACGUGUGACGACACUAGCGUGGAGAAAAUCCGCGAUGGGGAUAUCACAACGGCUUUCAAAGCGCGUUGUUCAGAAACGGAGGUUUCGGCACCCUGCAGCUCGAAUUACGCAUUCAUCGGCUACGAUUACGGCUACACACCGCGCACUGUGCUCUGCAUCAAAAUUUGGCAAGAGGCGCAUGCCGGUUACGGACAGGCAUGGCAUGUAUCGCAACAUAGUGAAGCGUUACAACUGCAGUCGUGGGACGGUAGAGGAUGGCGAGUCGACAAAAACUUGUACUACAAAUACUCGCUCCUUCAACGUCUUUUCUAAAUGGAAUUUCAAUUUCAUUUUGUAGUAUCUACUAAGUCUAUCUUUAAUCAUGAGAUCUGGAACUGGAUCUUCUUUUUUUUACUGGCACUCUUCUAAUUCUAGUGACGAAAUUUUCACUAAUACAUUUACAUAGUCAACUUUUAACGGCUUUUUUCACAUAUCGUCGUUUACCAGGUACAACCUGCUUCCGAACAAGUGGAACUACGAUUAUGCUCCCAUGAACACGCUGUGGCGCCUGACGGCUGAUGUGGUCAUUCCCGAGUGGCGCGUCGCGGAGAUCGAGUUUUUCAAUAACCCCUUUUGCGACACCACUGACGAGUCGGGUUUAGUACAGGUUCUGCCGAUCCAACGCGUGCCUCUUCCUGGAACUGCGUUCGACAGCAACACCGUGCUAGCAUUGAAUGACGAACAAAUCGCGUGUGCAGACUCGCAGAUUCUUAGCUCCUGUAGCGCAAAGGUGUUUGACGGGAAGAUUGAUACCUUUUGGCAGGGUAGCUGUAGGCCAAACGAGCCGUGCGAACGCGAGAGCAACUACAUCGGAAUCUUCUCGGACCUUCCCAUCGAUGUUCAAUGUUUCAAAAUCUUCCAGUCUCAAGAUCCAAGGUACAGCGUGGUGACCUUGCAUAUCUCAACGUGGGAUGGUAACGGCGGUUGGCAGAUCCCUAAUCCCUGGUCUAGUCUCUCCUCGACCAUUAGCGGAAUCCAGAAUGAUUUAGGCGGAGGGUACUCUAAAACAGCCUCAUCAAAACGUAAUUCUAAAAAUUCGAGGAUGAGUGUCAUUCUAAUGAAGCAGCAAAGGAGUCGUACAACUGCAACGAACUGCUCAUCGUGAUUCAAUUUAGCUUGCAACUACAUGGUUGCAGUUGCUGAAAUUUAGCAAGAAAGAUGCUCUGUAUGGGUAAUCAGAAUAAACUGUACAACUAGAAACACCGUCCACCAUCACAACCACAUGAACUAAUAAACGCGACAGCAUACAUACUGACACGACCAUCUUUUAAGAUCUUGGAACCGCCGACCGGCUUUCCAGUAUUCGAUGUGGAAGUUUUCGAACGGCGUGAGCACACAGCUGCAGUGGCGCGUCGUCGACGUACACAUUUAUGCUGACAUUCACUGUACGGAACGUAUGGAUGGUAUCGCGUGGCUCGCUAGUGGUUCUGAGUCCAUGGCCAACAGUGUUGUCGCUGCGAGCGAUGGUAACAACCAGACCUUCUGGGAGGCCAAAUGCCUGGGCAACACACUGGGGUGCGAUCGCUUCACUGCCUGGCUGGGCGUGCAGCGGACCUACAACCGACCCGAAAUCCUAGAGUCAAAUGUCCCGCAGUGCCUGGUUGUGGAUCAGUAUCGGGAUGCCGCGUUUCAAAGCGGAGACAUCCGCAUGGAAACGUGGAACGGCAUCAGAUGGUAGUACAUCUACAUCAUAAUUUGUAUUAAUAAAGGACGAGGUAAACGGGAGUUUGUAGCAUAUGUAAGUAAGUAUCAACAUCGAUCUUCUAUAGAAGAUGAUAGAGUUAGAGAUAGUGAUGAUACUGGCCGACUCUCAUGGCAGUGAUGACGAUUAGUUCGUUAGUUGUAAACAUUUUUAUUAAAGAAUCUACCCGAUGAUCUUCAACAGCCGCUCUUUCCGUAGUUGGUCUACAAUUACGUUUGUUGAAGUACACACGUUCAUGUUGCAUCUGCAUGAUAAUUCAUAUCCAUAUCUUCAGGUACGAUCCAAAGGCUGAAUUCACGACCGCGUCAAACGAUUAUAAGACCUACUACGCUGGAAUUGGCGGUGGCACCGGACAAGCGCGUCCCGCCUUUUCUGGAACACAGUGGAGGCUUCGCGCUUCUGAUAGUGUCGAAAUUUGGUGGGUACUGACGACUAUAGUCGCGGCUCCAAUUGAAUAUUAG
Molecule: messenger RNA, 5689 nt
Organism: Amoebophrya sp. A25
Lineage: Eukaryota; Dinophyceae; Syndiniales; Amoebophryaceae
Source: the annotation of a GenBank genome assembly